Molecule: messenger RNA, 795 nt
Organism: Macroventuria anomochaeta
Lineage: Eukaryota; Fungi; Ascomycota; Dothideomycetes; Pleosporales; Didymellaceae
Exons: 1
Coding region: 1-795 (264 amino acids)
Molecular function (GO): protein binding
Source: RefSeq, a predicted model, not a curated record
AUGCCUUCCGCUCCAACUCCAGGCUCGUCAGGUGCAGCAGAGACCCAUGCAUUGCUGCUCCCCGAUGUCAUCUUCGAGUUCGUUUUAUACCUCGAUUUCCACACUCUCCUGCGCUGCCAGCGCGUCUGCCACACCUGGAAAUCAGUAAUUGAUCGCUCCCGCGAAGCCAGGCAGACGCUGUUUCUAGAGGCCUCCAACUCAACAUUCGCCGCCUUCAAAGCCGCAGAAGAGCACGGCAUCACAGCCAGGCUACCUCCAGCCUUCCAGCCAGCCCAGCAACGCAUCCCCCUGCGCCCUGAAUUCCGUGCACUCUUCAACCCAUGGAUCUACAUGCACGGCUGUGAACCCAUCUGUUCCAGCUUUGACGGACUCGAGGAUCCUUGGAGGAGGAGACAGCCGCCCAUUUGGCGAUUCACAGACCGCGUAUCAUCUGGCCGCUUGGACUUCUGCUUUACGCCCGCCGAGCUUGUCAGCGUAGUUGAUCAGACUGGAGCCAGUUGGGACAGGAUGUUCCUCACACAACCGCCAGUCAGGAGAGUACUGAUCACGGUUCAAGGAGGCUAUAUGCCAGCCGAAUACUUUGACCUGGAGAAAGACAGAGGAGUGAAAAUCGGCGAUGUAGUGUCGUGGUUGCGGGAUACGAAGGCUGUGAAGGUUAUGAGGGAAAGGAAGGGAGACACGAAUUUCACCACCGUUGAUUUGAAGUUUGAUGAGCAUUUCACCGGGGUUAGAUUUAUGCCGCUGCCACAAUUGGUGACAGGCCAAUUUGGAGAUGCUGAUGCUGUGCCAAGCUGA